Molecule: messenger RNA, 1455 nt
Organism: Podospora anserina S mat+
Lineage: Eukaryota; Fungi; Ascomycota; Sordariomycetes; Sordariales; Podosporaceae
Exons: 4
Coding region: 1-1455 (484 amino acids)
Molecular function (GO): heme binding; oxidoreductase activity, acting on paired donors, with incorporation or reduction of molecular oxygen; monooxygenase activity
Source: RefSeq, a predicted model, not a curated record
AUGUCACCGUCAUUGCAAGAGCUGUUUGUCUCCUACAGUGGAAACAGGACAGCGGGCGAAAUAUUGACAUCGUUUGUUCUUGUUUCCUCUGGGACAUGGCUGGCUUAUCACCUGGUCAAGGUGAUCUACAAUCUGUUUUUCCACCCUCUUGCGCACAUUCCUGGACCUCUGCUAUCGAGGGCCACAUACAUACCAGAAUUCUGGUACGAUGUUGUGAGGUCAGGGCUCUACACCAAGCAGAUCCAGAAGAUGCACGAUAAAUAUGGACCAAUCGUCCGGAUCAAUCCUCACGAAGUCCACUGUGCUGAUCGUCACUUCAUUGACGAGAUAUACGCAGGGGGCAGCAGAAAGCGAGACAAGCCAAUGCAUCAAGUGCGAGGCAGUGGGGUUGCCGAAAACGCGACCUUUUCUACAACCAGCCACGACCUCCACCGCGUGCGCCGAAACGCCCUGAACAAGUUCUUUUCUCGCGCCCAAGUCUUCCGUCUUGAGCCAACCAUCCGAGAUCUGGCCGAGCGUCUCUGUGACAAGAUUCUCACGGUCGGAAAAGAGGCCCCGUUCGAUGUCACUACCGCCUUGAGCUUGUUUACCACUGAUGUCAUCACGGGCUACUGCCUCGGUGACAACUUGGGACUGGUAGCUCAGAAAGGUUGGGAGCCAAACUUCCGAGAGCCUCUGUAUGCGCAGCUGAAGUUGGUGUACUUGUUUCGUUUCAUUCCAUGGCUGAAACACGCCGGGUUUGCAAUGGCCAUGUUCACUCGCCGUCUGUCAGAAGACAUGGAGACUCUCUUCAACGUGCUUAUCGUCGACAUGCCAAAUUACGUCAAGCGUGCUCAAGCAAAUCUUGACAAGGGUGUUGACGACAGCGAGAAAACAGUUUUCGGCUCGGUUUUGCAAAACAAGGAUUUGCCGCCAGCCGAAAAGACGCUCCAGCGCCUGGUGGAAGAAGGCUUUUCCCUCUUCGUGGCAGGCACGGAAACGGUCAGCUGGGCGUUGACGGUCAUCACCUAUCAUGUCCUGACGAAGCCGGAGAUCUUGAGAAAACUAACAGAUGAGGUGAGGGAGGCUGUGAGAGCAAACAAUGGCGAAGUGCCAGACUGGAAAACGUUGGAGGGGCUUCCCUAUUUGGGUGCUGUCCUUUACGAAGGUCUGAGGUUGUCGUAUGGUCUCGCCAGCCGCAGCUCUCGCGUUGCUCCUACCGAGGACCUUUUCUAUCAAGGGACCUGGAAGCGACCGGGCGCCAACAAGGAAGAAAAGGCCCAGUACGUGAUUCCCAGGGGUUAUGCGAUCGGCAUGUCUGCCGUGAUCACUCAUCACGACGAGAGCAUUUUCCCCGACUCCCACUCCUUCAUUCCGGAACGGUGGCUCGAUGAGAAGAAUCAGCAUCGGAAGGACCUUGACCGAGCGUUGCUGAGCUUCUCCAAGGGAAGCAGAGGUUGUAUUGGUAUCAAGUGA